UGUCCGACGAUAAUUCUUAUUCCGACAAUACAAUUGCCAUGCAGUUGCCUGAUAUUUCAAAUAAACUUUCGCAACAAAGUGACGAAGUAUCUGCUUUGCGUGAGGAAUUUAGGGGAAACAGUGUUUCUGUUGGAAAAGAAGUUAAGAAAUUGAAAACGGACAUAGACGUGCAGUGGAAGAGGCAAGGUAACAAAGUUCAAUACACAUUCAACGCGGAUAUUAUUGACAACUUUAUGAGUCAAGCUUGUUGGGCUUUGGCAAACGACAAAGUAUCCUACUGCAAAGAUGUUCUCUCUGAAGGAAUAGAUAAACUGAAACACAGGCAAAAGUUAACUCGUAUUGCUGAUAGCUCCGAGGGUGGAUGGGACACCGUGAAUUGUUACGAAUCUAAUCCACUAGCCAGUGACUCUGACGAUGAAACUAAGUUACGUAAGGCCGAAACGCAAGCUCUCAAGAAGCGAAAAAACAAGAGCGUCAAGCAUCUUCAUUCAGCGCGCAAGACGCCUUCUGCAACCGUUACUUCCGGCGCUUUGUAUGGGUAUCCUGCUUACCGUGGUUUUCAACCAGACGCAUACAGGCAGCAGGCUCCAAGAGGCAGGGGGUCUUUUCGUGGCUUCUACGGCAACGUCCCAGACCCAGUCUCCCGUUCGGUUCCUGUUACUCCUGUGGGGAAUACGACCACUUCCGGCGACAAUGUCCGUACACCACCGGUGCCGCCGUCUUCAAGGCCGACGCCUCAGCCGCCAAGAAAUGACGUGGCACAGGGCACCAGCACCGUGGAAGAUUGAAAGAUCUAUUUUUCCAGAUUCACAAACACGAGAUAGACGAGCUGCCGGAGGUCUUGGCGGACAAGGUGGCCCUUCUCCCUCAGAUACUGCAAAAGUCAAGAGCCGAAAGCACGUGCAAGAACUAUAAAC
Molecule: messenger RNA, 917 nt
Organism: Mya arenaria
Lineage: Eukaryota; Metazoa; Mollusca; Bivalvia; Myida; Myidae
Exons: 2
Coding region: 39-788 (249 amino acids)
Source: RefSeq, a predicted model, not a curated record